This is a messenger RNA of Daucus carota subsp. sativus, 1174 nucleotides long. RefSeq lists its product as uncharacterized. Lineage: Eukaryota; Viridiplantae; Streptophyta; Magnoliopsida; Apiales; Apiaceae. Bases 191 to 850 code for a protein of 219 amino acids. The transcript has 5 exons. The record is from RefSeq and is a predicted model, not a curated record. Gene Ontology annotation, biological process: proteolysis. Gene Ontology annotation, molecular function: pyroglutamyl-peptidase activity. Gene Ontology annotation, cellular component: cytosol.
UUUCAUUUGAUUCUAAUCUAAUCGCAUAGAAUCUCUCGUCACUAACUUUGCAUAUAUUGUUUUUAAGUUUUAUUAACUUCGCAUAUAUCGUUAUUCACUUCCCUUCAGAUAAGAAGAACCCACGGACUGUUCAUUCAGGUAACUAUAUUUUAUGCUUUGACAUUCUUGGGUUUAUCUGAAUUUCUGACAAAUGGGGUCAGAAGGGCCUCCAGCAGUAACUAUACAUGUGACAGGGUUUAAAAAAUUUCAUGGUGUUUCAGAGAAUCCAACUGAGACCAUUGUCACUAAUUUACAGGAGUAUUUAAAAGUUAAAGGUUUGCCAAAAGGGGUGACCCUGGGAAGUUGUAGUAUUCUUGAGACUGCUGGCCAGGGAGCUGUCAUUCCCCUCUACCAGGCACUGGAAACUGGUUUGAGCGAAAAGGACUCAGAAGCAUCAAAUGGUGGCAAAAUAAUAUGGGUUCACUUUGGUGUUAAUAGUGGUGCAACAAGGUUUGCUAUCGAACAUCAAGCAUUCAAUGAAGCUACUUUUCGUUGCGCGGAUGAGAUGGGAUGGAAGCCUCAGAAAGCUCCUAUAGUUUCAGCAGAUGGAGCAAUAUCAAGAACAAGAGAGACUUCUCUUCCUGUUGAGAAGAUUACGGAGUCCUUGGCAAAGAUGGGUUAUGAGGUCAUGACCUCUGAUGAUGCUGGGCGGUUUGUUUGCAACUAUGUCUACUAUCAUUCCUUGAGUUUUGCAGAGCAGAAUGGGAUCUCAUCACUCUUUGUACAUGUUCCUUCCUUUUUAACUAUAGACGAGGAGACGCAAAUGCAAUUUGCUGCUUCCUUGUUUGAAGUUCUUGCCUCUAUAGUUUGAAUGUCCACUGCAUGCAACACGCUGCUUCCACGUUGAACAUGAUUGCAUCAUAAAAGUACUCACCAGAUAUGAAACUUGCUUUUAUAAUUUAUAUAGCUCUGCACAUGCCAAUUUCUGCCUAAUUGUUCAAGGAACUUGCCAGUUAUAGUAUGCAGCCAAUGAGUUUGAUCCACUACUUCCAUGCUGGAGGUCCUCAAAUUGGUACUUAACUGUGGUAACACGAAUAUCUGUAAAUUUUUGUUAUAUGCUUGUAUGUGAUGGUGAUGGACCUCUACUCUAUUGUGUUUCAAUAAAAAAACCGGGCAUGUGAGAAAUUCAUCUUUC